UCAGAAUCAGAAGAACGUGUGUUCUGUUCCUAGCCUGUGGAUUACUCUUUUCGUCCACUUUCUUCUUCUUACUCGGUACCAAGACAUGGCAGAAUCGUACGAGUCGUCGCUACGUUUCACUUCAACCAGAUCUGAACAUGAGGACGCCGACAGAGACGGUUUCGUCAGGAAACAGAACCAACUCACAAGGAACACCUGAGACUCCGAGAGUGUAUGUCGCUACAUCUGAAGUUGAACUAAUAAGAAGGUGGAUUAUGGCGUUCUUCAACCCGGACACGGACCUCACCAUUAUCAAAUCCCAAGUCCAAGUUGGCGAGACGAUCCAGUACGAGCGCCGAGGCGAGAGCGCCAAUCUCACGGAAGACAUGUACCGACUGAUUCCGGAAUCGUCGCCUCUCCUGGGCAGGCACUUCCGGACUUGUGCAGUCGUGGGGAAUUCUGGGAUCCUCCUGGGCAGCCGCUGUGGUCCUGAGAUCGACUCUGCAGACUUCGUGUUCAGACCGAACCUUCCCGCUAUCGAGGGGUUCGAGAAGGACGUGGGGACGAAAGCUAACUUCACCACCAUGAAUCCGUCCGUUCUUCCACACGACUAUGAAGGAUACAUCAAUACUACCGGCGUACAAGACAGGUUUUUGAAACGAUUGCGUCUUAUCCACGACCAGAUUCUCCACAUCUCUGCUUUUGUAUCGACGAACGGACGUGAAGACGUGGAGUUUACCAACAGAAUGAUACUGGAACAUCAUUUACCAAUCAAGCUUUCGUAUGCACCAAGUUAUGCUACUAAGAAAAUAGCAGCGUUGUGGAGGUCUUCAGAAUUCCAUUGCAAGCGGCCGUCAACAGGAAACAUCUUGUACUCACUGGCGACCUGUUUCUGCGACCAGGUCCACUUGUACGGAUUCUACCCGUUUCCAAAGGAUGAAAACGGGCGAGAUAUAAAGUACCAUUACUAUGGGGACGUGGGGAACCACCGCGACCACAAUAUGACUGAAGAGUACCGGGCGUUUCAGAGGCUCCACCAGCGGAAAGCUCUGGUACUGCACACAGAGCCUUGUGAUAAUGUCAAGCUCUAACAAACAAUUAAUCACCCAUUUUUGAACGCUUUAAUUUUUAUCUUCAUUGUAUAUGUUUGAUAAUUAUGAUUACCUUCGCAAAAGGAAAACAUAUUGUUUU
This is a messenger RNA of Branchiostoma belcheri (Belcher's lancelet), 1170 nucleotides long. RefSeq names its product CMP-N-acetylneuraminate-poly-alpha-2,8-sialyltransferase-like. The record is from RefSeq and is a predicted model, not a curated record. Gene Ontology annotation, biological process: oligosaccharide metabolic process; N-glycan processing. The coding region runs from base 138 to 1070 and encodes 310 amino acids. The transcript is spliced from 4 exons. Gene Ontology annotation, molecular function: alpha-N-acetylneuraminate alpha-2,8-sialyltransferase activity. NCBI's taxonomy places the organism in Eukaryota, Metazoa, Chordata, Leptocardii, Amphioxiformes, Branchiostomatidae.